Molecule: messenger RNA, 2297 nt
Organism: Humulus lupulus (European hop)
Lineage: Eukaryota; Viridiplantae; Streptophyta; Magnoliopsida; Rosales; Cannabaceae
Product: pentatricopeptide repeat-containing protein At2g13600-like
Exons: 1
Coding region: 88-2259 (723 amino acids)
Biological process (GO): RNA modification
Molecular function (GO): RNA binding; protein binding
Source: RefSeq, a predicted model, not a curated record
UACUCUUAAUUUAAUUUAUUUGGUACUUCACUUAACGGGCGAAGAACAGAGGAGGGCAGAAACGGCACCGUUUCGAUAUCCUUCGUUAUGGUGGCGGAAUCUUCUUUGCUUGGAAGGAACCAAAAGUUAUGGAAGGUGAAAACCAGAUUAUUUCCGAGUUUUUCCCGGGCUUUGAGUUUUCGAAAAGACGACGUCAUUUUCACUAAUGCUUCUAUAACUGAGCAGUGUCGUAAUGGCCGACUUGAUGUUGCUCGGCAACUGUUUGAUGGAAUGCGUAACAGAACGGUUGUGUCGUGGAACACGAUGAUUUCUGGGUACUCGAAGUGGGGGAGAUAUGAUGAGGCUUUGUCUGUUGUUUCUAUGAUGCAAAGAGGGAAUACGAAAUUGAAUGAGACCACUUUUUCGACAAUCCUUAGUGUAUGCGGGCGUUCACGGUCGAUGGAUGAAGGAAAAGAGGUUCAUUGUUUGGUUUUGAAGUCCGGGAUGGAGAAUUUUGAGCUUGUGGGGAGCGCGUUGUUAUUUUUCUAUCUGAGUUGCUAUCAGAUUGAGGAUGCCAAGCGCGUUUUCGAUGAGCUUCGUGGUGGGAAUGAAUUGCUUUGGAGUGUGAUGCUUGUUGGAUAUGUUCAAUGUAGUUUGUUGAGUGAUGCUUUGAAUGUGUUUGCGAAAAUGCCAAAGAGAGACGUUGUGGAGUGGACUGCUUUGAUUUCAGGAUAUGCUAAGAGCGAGGAUGGGAGUGAGAGGGCUUUGGAGUUGUUUACGUCAAUGAGGGAUGAUGGUGUGGUGCCCAAUGAGUUUACUCUGGAUUGUGUUAUCAGAGCCUGUGGGAGAUUGGGUGGGAUUAGUUUAGGAAAAUCUGUUCAUGGGCUUGUGAUUAAAUAUGGGUUUGAAUUUGAGCACUCAAUUGGUGGCGCAUUGAUCGAGUUUUAUUGUGGUUGCGAAGCUAUUAGUUGUGCCAAAAUAGUUUACGACGUAACAAGAAAUCCUAGUGUAAAUGCUUCUAAUUCACUUAUGGCAGGGCUCAUAUCCAUGGAAAGGAUCCAAGAGGCAAAGAUGAUUUUUGAUGGGCUCAAAGAAAAAGAUCAGGUUUCUUGUAAUUUGAUGAUUAAAGGGUUUGCAAUGAGUGGAAAAGUGGAGGAAUCAAAGAGAUUGUUCGAGAAAAUGGUGCAGAAAAACAUAAUCUCUUCAAACACUAUGAUAUCUGUGUAUUCCAGGAACGGGGAAACUGAUAAGGCUUUGAAUCUUUUUGAACAAACGAAAGGUAAAAAGGAUCCUGUGACCUGGAACUCAAUGAUGUCAGGUUAUGUUCGAAAUUAUCAACACGAGGAAGCUUUGAAACUAUAUUUGUCAAUGCGCAAAUUAUCAAUUGACUGUACAAGAUCGACAUUCUCUGUUCUGUUUCAUGCUUGUUCAUGUCUUGGAUCUCUUCAACUUGGACAAUUACUUCAUUCCCAGUUGAAUAAGACUCCAUUUGAAUCCAAUGUUUAUGUUGGGACAUCCCUUUUAGAUAUGUACUCGAAAUGUGGAAACAUCACAGAUGCUCAGAAAUCAUUUAUCUGCAUCUCAUCACCCAAUGUGGCAGCUUGGACGGCUCUGAUCAAUGCUUACGCACAUCAUGGUCUUGGCUCCAAGGCACUGUUAAACUUUGAGCUUAUGUUAAAGUCAGAAGUUAUCCCAAAUGCUGCAACUUUUGUAGCAGUUCUGUGUGCUUGUCGUUAUGCUGGUUUAACCAACCAAGGGAUGAGAAUUUACCAUUCUAUGAGGAAAGACUAUGGAUUAAACCCCACUUUAGAACACUAUGCAUGUGUAGUUGACCUACUCGGUCGGUCAGGCCGUCUGCAAGAAGCUUCAAAGUUCCUUGAAGAGAUGCCUAUCGAAGCAGAUGCUGUUAUUUGGGGAGCUUUACUUAAUGCUUGUUGGUUUUGGAUGGACAUGAAACUUGGUGAGAGGGUGGCAGAGAAGAUGUUUAGCUUGGAACCCAAGCCAUUAUAUGCCUACAUUAUUUUGUCUAACAUAUAUGCUGUGCUAGGAAAGUGGGAGGAGAAGAUGAAAGUAAGGAAGAGACUAAGGAGCUUGGAAGCGAAAAAAGGUCCUGGUUGUAGUUGGAUUGAGCUAAACAGCAGACUUCAUGUAUUCUCUGUAGAAGAUAAAACUCAUCCUCAUUGUAAUGUUAUCUAUUCUACGUUGGAACAUCUUACAGCAAAUACAAACUCUUUAAUGCAAUUUGAUUGCGUUUAUAUGCCAACCUUGGCUUCUAGCUAGAUAAAUCCAUUUUAAUCUUAUUAACCAAAUUUGUAUUA